Messenger RNA from Symbiodinium pilosum, 489 nucleotides. NCBI's taxonomy places the organism in Eukaryota, Dinophyceae, Suessiales, Symbiodiniaceae. The record is from the annotation of a GenBank genome assembly.
AUGCGAAUCUGGCUUUGCAGCCGAACGCGCGAAUACCGACGAGUUGCGGCAACGGUGGUGCUGCCGGGGCAGUGGGUUGUAGAGCUGGGCUGCCACGAGGGCGUCACCACAUCUUUGCUUUCAAAACGACGUCCAGGGUUUGUUUUGGGUGUGGAUCGGAGCGCGCACGCCGUGCGAACGGCGACCGGCCGCUUUCCACAACUUCACUUUGGUGUUGCAGACGCGCUCGACAGCCAGCUGCAUGAACUUCGGGAGAACUUGCAGAAUCGUGGGGCCACGCUUGCUGAUGUGAAGGCCUGCUUCCUGGACCUUGGAGGCGAUGCUCGGCUAAGCACCGUCCUUCAUGCACUGGCGAAUUUGCAUUGCUUGCCACAUUUGGAGCUGUUGGUGGCGAAAAGUGAAGAGCUGGUGCGGCUCAAGAAGCAAAGCGAGAUGCUCGUGCAAGCAGAUGUGGGUGGCCUUUGCUGUGGAGCAGAAAAGGUAGAAUGA